This is a messenger RNA of Amyelois transitella, 5818 nucleotides long. RefSeq names its product myotubularin-related protein 9. The transcript has 10 exons. The record is from RefSeq and is a predicted model, not a curated record. Bases 69 to 1871 code for a protein of 600 amino acids. Gene Ontology annotation, biological process: negative regulation of autophagy. NCBI's taxonomy places the organism in Eukaryota, Metazoa, Arthropoda, Insecta, Lepidoptera, Pyralidae.
UUUCUCGGAGCAGUCCCGGGGCUAUAAAUAAUAGUUGCCAUAAAUCAAAACAUGUGUCACAUCUGUCAAUGCCGGUCUGCCAAUCAUCUGUUGAUCUGUCAAUACACAUGACACUUAAGCAGUUGAAAAGUUGGAAAAGCGAUAAAAAAAAUAACACGUUGAUAUUGUAUUUAAAAAGAAUAAAAACCAUGGAAUUUAUUGAAUUGAUUUUAAUAAAUAAAUUAGAUGGAGUUAUUUUAAAAUAUCCACAUCAUGACAACGUAGACGGUACUGUGUGUAUUACAGGACAUCAUCUUAUAUUGAGUUCCAGAAAAGAAGGCGUUCGCGAGUUAUGGCUGCUUCACAAGAACAUAGACACCAUAGAGAAAAAAGAAAAUAAACCAAGUAGUGGUGUAACACAGGGAGGAUCCUUAUUUCUCAAAUGCAAGGAUCUAAGGAUAUUUCAGUUGGAUAUUGCUAGUACUACAGAAUUGAACCUUAUGGCACAGACUUUAGAGAACCUGUCAAACUUACAGGACCCAGGACUUUUUUACCCAUUUUUCUACAGACAUAUGCAUCCUAUUGUAGAAAAUGGAUACACACUGUAUAGCAUAGAGGGAGAAUUCACAAAAGUACUGGCCACUGAAGAGUGGAGAGUGUCACGUGUAAACCAAAAAUACAGUGUAUGCUCAAGCUAUGGAAAAGCAGUAGUUGUCCCUAAAGGUGUUGAUGACAGCACCCUGACCAUUGCAGCGAGUUUCAGACAAGGCGGCAGGUUCCCUGUCUUGUCCUACAGGCAUAAUAAUGGAGCAGUAUUAAUGCGAGCCGGUCAACCCCUCUACGGGCCCAAACACCGACGAUGCCGCGCCGACGAAGCGAUACUCAACGCAGUGGUGGCAGUUGGCACUAAAGGAAUCAUAUAUGACCUUAGGAGCUCGAAUUCUAUUUCACAACAGCAGAAUAAAGGUGGUGGUGGUACAGAAAGCAAUUCCAAUUAUUCACAAUGGAAAAUUUACAACAGAUCUAUGGACGACGUCGAUAACCAGCAGCAACUGUUAGAUAGCUAUUCCAAACUAAUUGAGGCGUGCAAUGAUAGAGAUAUUUCAAGUGACAAGUGGAUAUCGAGGUUGGAAUCUUGCGGGUGGCCGGAAAGCGUAAGGAAUUCUUUGCACACUGCCUGUAUUGUGGCGCAGCAUAUACAUCAGAAAGCGGAACCAGUACUUAUUCAUGGUACGCGAGGUGAAGACGCAACGUUACUUGUGUGUUCACUGGUGCAAAUUAUACUGAAUCCAGACUGCAGAACCAUUAGGGGUCUGCAAGCGCUCAUAGAACGCGAAUGGCUACAGGCUGGUCACCCAUUCGGCGCUCGCCACCGCUGCGGGCCGUACUCGGCGUCUCAGCCGCGCGCCGCACCCACGUUCACGCUGUUCAUGGACUGUAUCAGACAAUUUCUGGAGCAGUUCCCCUGCAGCUUCGAGUACCGACAGUCGUAUCUCGUCACGUUGUUUGAACACUCCUACGCUAGUCAAUUUGGAACGUUCCUCUGCGAUACCGAGCAAGAGCGGGAGUCCCGCGGCGUUUACGAGCAGACGACGAGCACGUGGUCCUGGCUGAACCAGCCCGACGAGCUGCCUUCAUACAUCAACCCGUUGUACGACCCCACGCCCAGUGUCAUAUGGCCUUCUGUGGCACCCAUGAGCUAUGUUAUAUGGGAAGAGCUCUACUUAAGAUGGCUAGUCGAACAGCACACGGAACAACGCGAAGAACAAUACAGGGUUAUCCGCUCAAAAGAGCAACAACUGCGUUCACAAGCGCAGCAACUAAGGCGGGAGUUGUUCGACGUCGCGCACCAAUAUUACAGCGACGGGAAGAGUGAAGUUAGCGGCAAGUAGCAUAGAAGGCGGUCGCCGAGACGGCAGCCAAUCAGGUACGGCCUCGUUUUGGGCGAUGUUUACGAUUUGGAAAUUCGAUUUCAUAGUUAGAGUCCGUGGAGCGAGAUUUGAAUAUGGAAUAUAAAGAAUAAAACAAAAAUGUGUAAGUGCUUUGGCCAAGGAACUUCAAUCCAAUGUAAAUAAUAAAAGCGUAGUAAAAAAAACUGACAAGCAAGCUUCAAGCGGGAGGAAAUACCUUUUAAAGUACCUCAUAACAUAUUGAAGACCAUUAAAGGUAAUUAUGCAUACUGACAUUUGUAGUUGCGUUAUAGUUUCAUGGGCCUAGUUCAUACAUAUGACCAUGGUGUUUUAUUCAAAGUCUUAAAUCAAUGUACCUACAUGUGCUAUGUUCAAAAAGCAAGUAUGCAUCGUGUAGGACGCUUCGCUUGUGUAGCUUGUGUAGGUGUAGUUUCAAUCUAAAUCGUCAUGUCAUACUUAUGGAAAAAUUUAUCACCUUAUUAUGUUAUCUUUAUUGAUACGAUGAAAAGAGACAGAGUUAUUUCUUUUCUCAAUUUUAUAUCCUACCGAAAUUUAGUCAGUUAAAAUACCUAUGACAGUAAUAAAAACUAUAAUAAAUAUGAAUAGUAAAAUUAUCUUCAAAAUAAUAUUAUGAAACACCGCUUUUAAGUAGAGCACGACCUUUUUUAACUUUUAAUCUCAAAAAGUAAAAAAGAGUAUGUAAUAAAGUAAAUAUGCAGGUAUUUUCAUCACAUUUUUUAGUAAUUGAGGCUUUAAUCUAGUUAAGAUAAGCAGCCGCCGUAGCAUGCCACGCGCGACGCCAUUUUAGUCGAGCGGAAAACUAUCGCUGUUUCGCUUUUUAUUAUGACGUGAAACGUGACAGCGAUAGUUUUUCGCACGAUAACAACCGCGACGCACCUGCUAUGCUACGGGGGCCGGAUACAUAUAUUAUUACAUACAUAUAUACAUAAAAUCACGUCUCUUUCCCGGAGGGGUAGGAAGAGACUAUCUCUUUCCACUUGCCACGAUCCCUGCAUACUUCCUUUGCUUCAUCCACAUUCAUAACUCUCUUCAUGCAAGCUCGGCGGUUUCGGGUACUUUUGACCUGACCAGGACGUCCUUAAUUUGAUCAAGAUAUGUUCGUCUAGGUCUUCCCACUCCGACCUUUCCCAUAUAUAUUAAUAAUUGAUAAUUGAUAAAUCACACUAGUGCAAUAAAGCACACUAAAAUAAUACCUUUAUUAUUAAGAAAACAUAAAAUGACCAGAAAAUAUCGGCCAUAAUGUUAAUAAUAGGUUAUCAUAAAUGUCAAUUGCGUUAAAUUAAUGUAUUAAAAUAUCAAAAAAUUUAAAUUCUGUUAUAUGAAAGCCAAUAUACGGCUUUCAUAUAACAGAAUUUUGCAAAAAAAUAUAUAUCAUUCUCUAGAACAAGCUCUCUACAUUAAACAGUUUUAAUCAUAAUAUCAUAUAUAUUUUUUCCAUUUAUAAAUAAACUUUAAACACAAAUGUAUACACAAUACAUUUUUUAUUGUUUGAAUUCGGUUCAGUCCGAUGCGAUCUGCGCUUACUUUAUACUUAAAGGUAGCUUCGUAAACGUAGUGCUUGUUUUAUAAAACGGUUAUUAUAAUAAAAUGCUAAGAUACGAUAUAAAAUUUAAACUGAAAUUUGCGACGGAUGCCAUAAAGAGAACAUUAACGUUUACUGAACAUUUGUGACCGUAGUAAAUUAUAUUAUGGCAAUUAACGUAAAAAGCUUUAAUUCAACCAAUUAUAUAUUCGUAGCUUCAGUUUAUAUAGCGUUAUAUCGUUUUGUAUAAUAUGUAACUGUAAAAAUAAACAUGAAAGUAUAAACAAUGCAUAAAUAAUGGUUAAUAGGAAUAAAAAAAUGUUAUUACCUUAAUAGGCUACUUAUUUUUUUAAAAUAACAUUAUUUAAUCUAUUAAAUAAUUACUACACCAAUUAAUAUAAUUAGAUAGGAUUUGUAAGACUGUAUAUUUUAUAUUGCAAAUUAUUAUAUUAUAAGUAUAAGUACCUACUUAUUCGGCGUUUCGCGUGACACGUUUUAUUUAUUAUGAAUAGGCAAUAAUGGGUGCACUAUAUUACUAUAACGAUAGCAACCUGUCAAACCUGUCAGAUUAAGCAACAUUUGUGUUGUACUGUACCAUUUAAAUUUUUCAUACUACUUAUAUGAAUUGUUAAUGCAAAAAUAUUAAUACUGUAUGUAUCCUGUAACUGUAAUGAUAUGGUGCAAUUCAUACUUCUGCAUUCCGGAAUAAGUUAUGAGGAGAGAAAGAGAGAAUAGUUUCUUUUUUUUUAUGUACUCUCUUUGCCGAUAUAGGUCUUUUAUGUUGGAUCUAUUUAAUGUUUUUGAAUUUUGAAACUUGAUCUCGAAAGGAAGGGGGUUUUUCAUGUUUGGGAAUAAGAAACCCUCUGUUAAGUAGAUACACUUUGUAUGAACAUACAUGAAAUCACCUCUUACCCGAAGGGGUAGGCAGAGACUACAUCUUUUCACUUGCCACAAUCCGUUACUAUCAUUAUCGAUCAAUCUACUCUGUAUGCAUAAUAAGGAAAUUCAUAAUAUUGCGUAAUGGCUCUCUGUCAUAAAAUGUUUUUAUGAUUUCACUCUAUAAAAUACCCAGUUAUGGGUCAUAAUGUUACCAAUGUCUCUCAUGAACAUAAUUUAUUUAGUGUACAUAAUUCAUUUUACAACUACUAGUUUUUAACCGCGGCUUUGCGUGUUAUCCUACAGGAACACUUCAAUACUGGGAAGACUACGAGAAAAGCUUUUUCUUAAUUUUUUUGAUCGGUAUGUAGGAAGUAUUUUAUAUAAGUAAUGAUCGAGCUUAUUAUAUGACCAAAGUUUUAAACAUUCAAUUCAUUUUCUAUUUUACAAGUAAUAAAAUUUUUGCAAAAUAAUAAGAAUUUUUUUAUCUAUUAUUUGGGAGGUCGCUUAUAGUUUCAGCUCUAAUAUCGGAUAUAAAAAGCUUUUUUUCAUGUAAGUACCUACCCAUGUCAUGACAUUUCUUUUUUGCGGUUUGGCUAUUUAGUUUUGGAAUAUUAUCACUUGUCACCGUAUGUUAUCACAUCGUGCUAUCGUUUAUGUUCUGUAUGUAUCAAUGACGUGCAUUAUAUAAAGUAAAAAAGUAAAGUGUUCCAACCAGUCUUAGUUGAAAUAAUCAAAUUAAAAUAUGAAAAAUGCCUGUACACAAAUCAAUGAUCUCCUAGGCGAGUCGUAUAUUGUUGGUUAAAAAUAUUUCCGUACGGCCUAAAUGACUGAAGAUUAAUUUUCGUAUUAUAUCACACGUUUACAAACUUGUACUAAUGUUAUAUGUAAUUUUUAUUUUUAAAUGUGAUAAGUUAACAUGUAGGUAACAAUUAUAUUAUUCAAAUGUGAUAUAUUUUUAGUUGAUUCUAUUUUAUGAUUUUAUUUUAUGAUUUUAUUUUAUUAAUACAUAAAUGUCUUACAAAUGAAAUAAAUAAAUACAUUUUGUGUACAAUGCUUAUUGUAAUUAUUAAGUAAAGUAUCGAAAUAAAAUCAGUUAAAAGAAAAUGUCACUACAUAAUUACUUAUAAAAUCAGACUAAACUAAGGCUCAUGAACAUGUGUAUGGUAGAGGUAGGUAGGUAGGAAAAUAAAAGUACCUUAGUGAUUAUACAAAUUAUAUAUAAUCAGUAUCUGUGUAACGUAUUUGUUGCCAGAAUUUGCCAUACAUAAAAAUAUGGAGCGGUGCUUGCGCAUACUUAAAAUAUAUUCUUUACUGUAUAAAGUUAUAAAAUUAAAAGUUUACAUAAUAGUAUAAAAUUAUUGCUCACUAUUUCGACCUACUUAUUACUAACCGGUGAGUGUGGAAUACAUUUACUUGAUGUAUGUUCCUUAUUUAUUAAGUUAUAUUUUUAAGGUGUAAUUUUAUUAUUUGCAAAAUAUUUAAUGGUCAAUUUCAAAUAAGAAUGAAU